AUGCGGGCAUCUCGAAAUAUCUACAAAGAUGACGUCGAUUUUGCGACUCUAGCUCGGCACUCACCUGAUUUUGCUAAAUACUUGAAAUCAAAUGGCCAGCUAGACUUCAGCGACCCAAAUGCGGUUCGACAAUUGACCAAGAGUCUCUUGCGGCGAGAUUUUGAUCUGACUGUCGAUAUCCCGGAAAACCGACUGUGUCCGCCGAGGAACAGGAUGCUGCAGCAUAUACCCACUGCUCGGCUGCGCUACACGCCCACAAUGGAAAUUCGUAGCAACAGCCUCGAUUACACAAUGUGCAACCCGCCAUUCUACACCUCACGCGAGGAAAUGGUAGCUUCCGCCGAAGCCAAAGAGAGGCCACCGUUUUCAGCAUGCACAGGAGCAGAAGUAGAAAUGGUCACACAUGGAGGGGAAAUCACCUUCGUGUCCGCGAUGAUCGAGGAGAGUCUACAACUCCGUAAACAAGUCAUCUGGUACACGUCCAUGCUGGGAAGGCUGAGCAGCGUAUCUGUUCUUGUGGAGAAACUGAUCGAAUGCGGGAACCGCAAUUACGCCGUGACGGAAUUCGUCCAAGGAAGCAAGACGAAAAGAUGGGCGAUAGCCUGGUCGUGGUCUGAUCUUCGCCCGACUGUGAGUGUUGCGCGAACCAUCUCCAACUUCCCAAAACACCUUCUUCCGUUCCCCGCUGAAUACACAUUUGAUAUCCCCAAUGGGUCCAUCGACGUCGUAAGUGAGAAGCUCGACGCGGAGCUUUCAUCGCUUAAUGUCCAGUGGCUGUGGCGGAAGAAUCUAGCUACGGGCGUGGGUUUCGCCAUGGAAAAUGUCUGGUCGCGUCAGGCGCGCAGAAAGAUGCACAGCGUCGCUGGGUCCACGAACAAGGUAGAAAUCGAGGAGAGUAAAGCCGCGCUUGGAUUCAAAGUGCAGGUGAGGAAGGAGGGGAUUGAAAACGAGGGAGUUAGGGUCUUGGUGCGAUGGCUUAAAGGGAGAGAUUCUGUCCUGUUUGAAAGUUUUUGUGGGAUGGUGAAAAGAAAGCUGGAAGGGAAAUAG
Messenger RNA from Aspergillus tanneri, 1047 nucleotides. Its product is annotated as DUF890 domain protein. Gene Ontology annotation, cellular component: nucleus. Gene Ontology annotation, molecular function: 23S rRNA (adenine(1618)-N(6))-methyltransferase activity. Bases 1 to 1047 code for a protein of 348 amino acids. The transcript has 7 exons. Lineage: Eukaryota; Fungi; Ascomycota; Eurotiomycetes; Eurotiales; Aspergillaceae. The record is from RefSeq and is a predicted model, not a curated record. Gene Ontology annotation, biological process: rRNA base methylation.